Molecule: messenger RNA, 1243 nt
Organism: Colletotrichum navitas
Lineage: Eukaryota; Fungi; Ascomycota; Sordariomycetes; Glomerellales; Glomerellaceae
Exons: 1
Coding region: 340-1209 (289 amino acids)
Source: RefSeq, a predicted model, not a curated record
CAUGCCACAGCAAUCAAUUUUCCUGGGCGACGGUCAGUCGACGGAGUGAAUUCCACCCCACCGUACUCCGUACACGCGACAAGAUUACGGAGCACUCCGCUCACGUUUUAACCACAUUUCCACAGAUAAGGACGCGAAGGCCGGGCAAAGGACGAAUAAAUAAGAUCAGUCUCAAGCGAGAGAUACUGUGCAUCAGCAGACCACGUCUCCAAGGUGGUGGUCUAAUACUACACGUGCAUCUACAGACACCCUAGCCUACGCAUGCAGGACAAAGACACCAGCAGUUCGGUUACAAAUUGAAGCGAAUGGGGCGGAUCUCCAUAAUCCAGACGGAAACGAAUGCAGCAAGGAACUUAUUGGAGUCCGCAGCCGCUGAUCUGUCGCCUCGUCUCGGCUUACAUUCAGAUUCCCACAGCCCGAGCUGAUGCCUGGACAAUUCUACCGAGCUGUUUUCCUUUGGGGGUUCCGUAUUCUACGGCUAGAUCUUCAAUUUCACAGUUUCCACCACCAAAAGGACAUCAUGAUGGCGUCCACCUCCGUCCUCAAAGCCGCAUCACACCCCGCAUUUGCGGGGUUACCCUCCUGGAGGCCGGUCACGCCAUCGGCAUAAGUUCUUAUACUCCGGGCGUGGCUUUCACCAAGGUUUGUGUGCUUCAUCAUCCACGGGCCACUGGCGCACGUACCAAUUUCCGCAACAGUCUCCUCAUCACUUACCGCCGGCCUUAUGGCCCCAGCUCCGGCCAAACCGCAAUCACAUCAUCGCACUCCAGUAUUGCUUCAUCAGCUAGCAGCGGGUAUCCAGGUCAAGUCGUCGUUUCACUCGCAACUAACCCGGCGAUUAACGCAGCAUCAUCACCGCAUCUGUCUUUUUUUCUUCUUUUUUCCAGGCUUACCAUCCGAGGUCCCAGCAAGGGCGCGAGGAUCGAAUCUGCCCGACGAUCCGUCCCUCUUCUCCCGCCUACCCGCACCGCCGCUUUCCAUCCCUCGUGUGCUUGGUCAGCUUCCAUGUUGUGUGUCAGGCUAGCAAGCCCAUUCUCUUGCAGAGUCGUGACACGACCCUCGCUGCACAUGAACGGUCAUCUGACGACACAUCACACACAACCCGUUAAGUGCAUCGCAAGGGUUUGCUCCAGCACAGCAACACCACGUCUGAACCUGCACCCUAACCCCAGGCCCAGCAUUAAAUCACAUCUCAUUAUGACGAGCUGAGACAUGCCCAGGCCCCCCUCAACACAACAUCACG